GUCACAUCUACUAGCUCACCUGAUCUGUGCCACCACAUCUUCAGAGGAUACAGAAAGGUGCUAUUAGGACAUCUGACAGCCAAGGAAGCAGAGACGCAAAUGGUUAAUGUCAAGCCCAGGACCACAGAGCUACUAGCAGAGACUACACCUAUGCCUCUGACUUCACAUCACACUCUGCCGCACUCCCUCUCCUGUGUGAGGGCUGCCCCAGGAAAAGAGGAAAGACAGGAGCUAUUCUAGGCAAAGGAACCUUAAAUCUGAAAGCAGAAGAUGAAUUGCAAGGAAGUGCAGCUCCAGGACAUGUUCUCCUAUCUUCCCAUCAGACCUCAGCCAGCAGCCAUGGACACAGGCCUGUCUUUCCUCUGCGCUGCUUCCCCACCCUGGUUCCCGUUCUAAGGUAGGUCCCUCCCAGACCAUUAUGGCUGGGACGUGCAGCAUCUUUUUUCUCUGCUUCUCCAGUAACAGCUGGUUCCGCUCAACUCCCAAAGAUGAUUUUCAAGAACCCCAACACUUCUAUCUGCCUGGGCUGCCAGAAAGAGAAAAGGCACCCUCAGAGACGCUGAAGACCACCCUCCAGAAGCCGCCACCACUUUCUAUCAUGUGACUAGCUCUGGGUGCUCCUUGACUAGUGAAAGGGGCUGGCUCAAAUGGCACAGACAUUGAAGAUCUUCCUGAAGAAGACAGGAAGAGAUGCUCAGGUCAGGGAGGGAAUGAGACCCCUGGGGAAGGGACUCCUCCCAGCUGAGGAGUUGAUUAGAAGCAAUCCUGGAGUUGGCAGGAGCCUUAGAGACGGCCUGAGCCAGCCUUCCAGGAAGCUGGCUGAGGCGCUUGGGAGCAAGAGACUAAAACCAGCCAAGUUUGGGACAGAAGGGAAGGAAAGGGUUGAGCAGCGAACAGAAAAACAAAGAACAGGCAGUUCCAAAGAGCCAAGAAUGCAAAUCAUUUGCAGACGCCGCCGGUGAGAGCCCCCACCAAGGCUGCUGUGGGGGUGCCUGAUGCCACGGGCACAGCCACUUCUACACGUCACGGUGAGCGUGAGCCCAUGCAUGCGUAUGAGAAUGCAGGCCACUGGGAGAGACUCACAUCUGUGGUUUCUUCAAAAACACUGCAGCCCACAGUGA
Molecule: messenger RNA, 1121 nt
Organism: Nomascus leucogenys (northern white-cheeked gibbon)
Lineage: Eukaryota; Metazoa; Chordata; Mammalia; Primates; Hylobatidae
Product: chromosome 8 C8orf86 homolog
Source: RefSeq, a predicted model, not a curated record